UUUCCUUCCUGUGCUCCCAGGGAUCAGGAACAGGAUCUGGGUCAAACAGAAUUUUCCAGGUUCUGUUUAACCAGGAUCUCCUGGCCUGCCUGAGCUCUUCUCAGUUUCCCAUUUCUGCCAUCCCAGCACUGCCAGAUUCUCAUUUCAGCAGUUCCUGGAGUUAAUAAUAUUUCCACAUUCUGAAUAAUUAAUAUUUCAGCUCUCCUGAAGCUCUCCCAAUGUGAAUCUCAGCUCCAGAAAAAUCAAGAUACUUUAGGAAACACAAUAUCCACCUGGGAGUUCUCUUCCACCACAGGAGCCCAGCUUCACCUGCAGCUCCCACUCCUACUCCUGGCCCAAACUGUAUUUUCACCUUUAGGACAAUGCACCUGAUGGAAGGGGAGUUACCCACCUCCAUGUCAGGCAGCUGUGGGGCCAGCAUCAAUGGGAAGCUGUACAUUUUUGGGGGAUUUGAUGAUAAAGGAUACAGCAAUAGGCUGUAUUAUGUCAAUUUGAGAACAAAAACCGGAACCUACAGGUGGAAAAAAAUCACAAAUUUUAAAGGUCAACCUCCCACACCUCGGGACAAACUCUCCUGCUGGGUGUACAAAAACAGGCUGGUUUAUUUUGGAGGUUAUGGCUGCAGGAAGCACAACGAGCUCAGUGAUUGCUUCGAUGUCCACGAUGCAUUUUGGGAAGGACAGAUAUUCUGGGGAUGGCACAAUGAUGUUCAUGUUUUUGAUACAAGCACACAGACCUGGUCUCAGCCAACAAUUCGAGGUGGAGAUCCACCUCAGCCUCGAGCAGCUCACACGUGUGCUGUGCUGGGAAAUAAAGGUUACAUCUUUGGAGGACGAGUGCUGCAAACCAGAAUGAAUGAUUUGCACUGCCUGAAUUUAGACACUUGGACGUGGUCUGGAAGGAUUAAUAUCAGUGGAGAGAAGCCCAGAGAUCGCUCCUGGCACACGCUCACCCCCAUAGGGGAGGACAGACUUUUCCUUUUUGGAGGACUAAGCUCUGAUAAUGUUCCUUUGAGUGAUGGUUGGAUCCACAGCAUUGCAACAAAUGGAUGGAAGCAGCUCACCCACCUGCCCAAGAGCAGGCCCAGGUUGUGGCACACAGCCUGCCUUGGGCAGGAGGGAGAGGUGAUGGUGUUUGGGGGCAGCAAAGAUGAUCUGCUUUUCAUGGACACGGGUCACUGCAGUGACUUGUUGAUAUUUCAGACUCAGCCUUACUCCCUGCUCAGGCUGUGUCUUGACUGCAUUGGGAAGAACGCAGCUCUCUUGGAGAAGCAAAUUCCCUGUUUGCCACCCAAACUUGUGCAGGAAGUGCUGAAAAAAAUCACCUUUUGGGCUGCCAUGACCCACAGGCAGGAGAGGAAGGCUGAGACUGAGAGACAAAGCCAGCUGCACUGCACAUGAGGCAGGCCAGGGACACCUCCCAGGCUCUGUCCAGAGCUUGGAGCUCUGCUGCAUUUCUGAGGGAAGUUUGACAACAAAUCCUUUUUUUAGGAAUCUCUCCUUUCCUGCGUUAUGGAGAACUGAUCCAACUUCAUUUCUAGAUAAUUGUUCACCUCUGCUCUCGUGGUUUUGGCCACACAGCCCUGCCAACCUUUUGUUCUUUUGGAAGGAUCCAUUUCAGCUGGAUAAAAUAUGGUUUAAAAACCCUCCUUGGCCUUACCUCCAUCAGUCUUCCCAAAAGGAUAAAUUCACCUCGGUGUCUUGGGGACAUUCACACUUUGUCAGUCUCAAAGGUAACAAAUUUACCACCCCCAAAUGUUGCUUCUACCAGGCUCUGACCAAAAUCCAACCCUGGAGCCUCACACCUCACUCUCCAAGUGGGAAAAUCCACCUGGGAAUUGUGGAACUUGGCAGAAGAAGCUGCAACAUCACCUGGUCUC
Messenger RNA from Agelaius phoeniceus (red-winged blackbird), 1879 nucleotides. The record is from RefSeq and is a predicted model, not a curated record. Lineage: Eukaryota; Metazoa; Chordata; Aves; Passeriformes; Icteridae.